Messenger RNA from Physella acuta, 666 nucleotides. Its product is annotated as methyltransferase-like protein 27. Lineage: Eukaryota; Metazoa; Mollusca; Gastropoda; Physidae. The record is from RefSeq and is a predicted model, not a curated record.
CUGAUAACGAUGCAGCAUGAAACGAAUCAAACAACAGACAGAGAAAAGGCCUACACUCGGCAGGAAAUGUAUGAUAUGUAUUCAGAAUGGGCCAAAGAUGCGAAAUACGAAAAGGAAGUCACUGAGAACAAUUACCGAGGUCCGUUGAUUACAUCAGAGGCUAUGGUCCAGUUUUAUCCUGAUGAAGAAGUCAGGAAGAAUCUCUACAUUCUAGAUGUGGCCGCUGGCACGGGGAUGGUGGGUAGUCUGUUAAAAUGCAAAGGCUUCGGGAAAAUUGAUGCUUUAGACCCAAACGAAAGUAUGCUGAACUUGGCUAAAUCAAAAUCAAUAUAUAAUCGAACUUUCCUGAUCUUUCUUGGUGAAGAAUCGACAAAAGCUAAACUUGACCGUUACGAUGCUGUAGUUGUCUCUGGUGGGUUCGCUAAUGGACACAUCCCAUGCAGUGGACUGGAUGCCUUGAUAAGUCUAACUAAACCAGGUGGUCACGUGUUCAUAGCCAUGCUUGAGGCAGACCUGACAGGUGUUGAGGAGUACAAAGACAGACUGGAGCCACACAUGAAGGAGCUAGAGGUGGAAGGACAAUGGGUGGCUGUAUCUCGUACAGUGACGCCCAACUACUACAAGGGCGAUCCUGGUGUUGUCUUUAUAUUUAAGGUGAAAAGAUAA